CUCAAAAUUCAACCCGUCUUCUCGUGCCCUAUCCCAUCCGACUUCCACCUACGUUUCACACCUAUCCCCAAUCGGUCAGAAGGAUGACAAGCACCGCCCACGCCCCAAAAGCCGCCGAAGCGCCAUCAUCGCAACCCCCGAAAACGAGAACAAAACCCCACGCAAAGCAAAAAGACCGCCGAGUAAAACUCUUCGUCCAUCCACCCAGCAUCCCCACCCGGUUCCAGACGUUCGUCUACGACGACGGGGAAGCGAAAGCGUUUGGGUCCUCGGCUUCGAGGUUUGAUACCAAGUUGCAUGAUUUACCAGGGCCGGGGUAUUACCGCAUCAAACUGCCUGAUGAGCUGUAUGAGGGACUGUCGGAGUCAAAGAAUGGGGCUGCAGGGUUUGCGUCAAAGUCAAAACGUUUUCAAGCCCGCCUCACCCCCGCCCCCACCCCCGCAACCUACCACCCAUCCUCCCCCCGCUACUCCCACUCCCUCACCACAUCCCCCUCCCCCUCCUUCGCCACCCCCUACGUUGCCCCUUCCCCUUCCUCACCCGCCCCAGGCGUCCCAACCUGGCGCUCCCGCUUCACCCAUCCCACCCCGGGCCCAGGCUUCUACUCUCCGCACCUCUCCCAACCCGGCCGCGGGGUCCGCGUCUGGCUCGCGGAAAGCGAGGGCGCGUGGGGCGUGUUUAGAAGUAAGACUGGCCGCGCGCCGGUGGAGGCGCCGGGGGCGUGUGGGGGGCAUGUCGCGCCGGGGGGGUAUGAGAUAAGCGAGGAGGUGGGGAGGAAGACGACGAAGGGGGCGGUGGCGGCGUUCAGGAGUGUGCCGAGGAAGAUGGUUUUCACGAGCCCACCACGCAACCCAGCGCCAAACCAAUACGAUCCGCAAAAAGCUGAAAGGUUACGCGACAUUCCACAUGGCAACCCAACCCGCCCACCCCCCUCCCAACCCCUCCACCACGUACCUCCCCCCCCGCCCCACAACCCCUGCGCCCACGACGCCCCGCUCCCCGCUCCCAUCGCGGGUUACGAGCCUUUCCCGCAACAUAACCCCGGUCCAGGGUCCUACGAGCUCACCGCCGCGUCGGAGAAGGUUGCGCGUGGGGGUGGCCGGGGCGUGAGGGCGGUGUUUGUCAGUGGGGUUAAGAGGUUUGGUGGGACAUCGGCGGGUGAAGGGGAUGGAACGCUUGGGCCGGGGUUUUAUAGGGGGGCGACGGAGGUGGGGGCGAGGAGCUUUAGGUUGAAUUUGGAGGGGACGUGGGCGUGAGGACGAUCGAUGUUAUGUGAGACAUAGAAUGUUCGUUCACAGCUGGUCCCAAUAUGGAAAUACGAUCAACAUAAACACUCGGCCCCAGCAAAUUCCAAACGGAGAAAAGAGAGAAUCAU
This is a messenger RNA of Fimicolochytrium jonesii, 1375 nucleotides long. RefSeq lists its product as uncharacterized. Bases 84 to 1256 code for a protein of 390 amino acids. The transcript has 6 exons. NCBI's taxonomy places the organism in Eukaryota, Fungi, Chytridiomycota, Chytridiomycetes, Spizellomycetales, Powellomycetaceae. The record is from RefSeq and is a predicted model, not a curated record.